Molecule: messenger RNA, 384 nt
Organism: Suillus paluster
Lineage: Eukaryota; Fungi; Basidiomycota; Agaricomycetes; Boletales; Suillaceae
Exons: 4
Biological process (GO): glucan catabolic process
Molecular function (GO): beta-glucosidase activity
Source: RefSeq, a predicted model, not a curated record
GAGGCGGGUAAUUCUAUUGCUGACAUGCUUUACAGCACAUACAACCCCUCUGGAAAACUGCUGUAUACUAUUUCCAAGGAUCCCACUGAUUAUCCCACACAACUGAGAUUGCCACUUUUGAUUGACUUCAUGUUCUUUGCAGUGAAUAUUACACCGCACUUUGAGUUUGGCUUUGGCUUGAGCUACACCAUGUUCUCGUGCUCUGACCUUUGUGUGACUCCUAUUCAGUCAUUAGAUGUUGAUCAGGCAGAUUUGAUCACUGCAUGGGAGAAUGGGGAGGUGUCGCCCAUUGCUGAAGGGUCUUCUACUGCACUUUGGCUCCGUGAGCCUACAUUUCACAUCACUUUCGAGGUUACAAACACUGGACCCAUGUCUGGGACUGAG